AUGUGCUUUGGAACGAGCGGCCGCAAGUACUACUACCACGAGGAGGUAGUCCCGACUAGAUACCACCACCACCACCACGGGCAUCACCACCACGGACACCACCAUCACCACGGCCACUCCCCGCGAGCGAGCUACACGAGCGUGAGGCGGUCCUACGUCGCCAGCAGCCCGCGCGUUAGCUACGUUGAGCCCGUGCUCUAUGAGCGGACGAGCCGCACAUACCGAUGA
Colletotrichum higginsianum IMI 349063 is the source of this 228-nucleotide messenger RNA. Its product is annotated as Sphingolipid long chain base-responsive protein LSP1. The transcript has a single exon. The record is from RefSeq and is a predicted model, not a curated record. Bases 1 to 228 code for a protein of 75 amino acids. Lineage: Eukaryota; Fungi; Ascomycota; Sordariomycetes; Glomerellales; Glomerellaceae.